UUUGCCCCGCUGUCACGGUGUGUUCCCAUCAGAAGCAGUCAGACCUUGCCCACCACAAUGUUUGGCAUCAGGGCAUUCCUACAAAAAAUCCUGAUUCUUCUGCAUGUUACUAUGUGUGUUGUUGUUGGCAAAACACUGAUGAUACUGUUCCCCAAUGCCAUGAAAAGAUACAUCCUAAAACUGGGUGAAAAAAGCAGAAUGAAUGAGAACCCGAAGUUCAGCUACGAAAACUGGGGUCCGACUUUUUUCAGCUUCAAGUAUUUGCUCUUUGUGCUGAAGGUAAAGUGGAAGAGGCUGGAGGAUGAAGCCCUUGAGGGACAUCCUGCUCCCAACACGCCGGUGGUGACUUUAAGCGGGGAAGUUUGUCGCCUCUUCGACUUCAUGCAAGAUAAUAGACCUUUAAUCUUGAAUUUUGGAAGCUGCACCUGACCUUCAUUUAUGUUAAAAUUUGAUGAGUUCAACAAGCUCAUCAAAGAUUUCAGCUCAAUAGCAGAUUUCCUUAUCAUCUACAUCGAAGAAGCUCACGCAGUAGAUGGAUGGGCUUUUAAAAACAAUGUUGUUAUUAAAAAUCACAGAAGCCUCGAAGAUCGAAAAAUUGCAGCACAAUUUCUUCAGAAAAAUAAUCCUUUAUGUCCAGUGGUUUUAGACACUAUGGAAAACCUGAGCAGUUCAAAAUAUGCUGCAUUGCCAGAACGACUGUAUCUACUUCAAGGAGGGAAAGUCAUCUACAAGGGAGGAGUGGGGCCUUGGAAUUAUCACCCCCAGGAAAUACGUGCCAUCCUGGAAAAAAUGAAAUAGAAAAAGAAAAGGACUUCAGAGUAAAGAUGGUCUGGAU
Messenger RNA from Falco peregrinus (peregrine falcon), 835 nucleotides. It is a transcript of the gene DIO1, whose product is annotated as iodothyronine deiodinase 1. The transcript has 4 exons. Lineage: Eukaryota; Metazoa; Chordata; Aves; Falconiformes; Falconidae. Gene Ontology annotation, molecular function: thyroxine 5'-deiodinase activity. The record is from RefSeq and is a predicted model, not a curated record.